AUGUUCAAACUCGUGGUUUUAUUACUGGCAUCAGCAGUCAUUACUGAAGGUACACCACCUGUGGCCAGAUCACUAGCAGAGGCGGCUCAAAAAGGAAACUGGGACGUUUUACAAUCUUUGCUUCGAGAAAAUGCUCCAAAUACCUGGGCGCCUGCAUUAGUUGCUAAUGUAAAAGAUCUAAAAAAGCCUGAUGAUAACAGUCGUGUGUUUGGUCACGCCGUUUCCACUUACCACGUAUGGAGCAACAUUAACGGCAAUGUUUCUGAACAUAGCGAUGGCUUAGAAGUUCUCAACGACGACGGCGUUGUUACAUCACGUCAUUUUACUCCU
Molecule: messenger RNA, 330 nt
Organism: Brenthis ino (lesser marbled fritillary)
Lineage: Eukaryota; Metazoa; Arthropoda; Insecta; Lepidoptera; Nymphalidae
Source: the annotation of a GenBank genome assembly